AUGUCUAUCUUAGAUGACUUCCCUUACCAACAUUCCCGGACUCUGGAGAAGAGCGAAUUGCCAGAAGAAUAUUUCCACAUCCUUCCUUUUCGAGUAUCUAGGCCCAGAGAGGGGAUGUUAGAAACUGCGAGGGCGGCGAAGUCUGAAUGGGCCAAAGUUGUCGGCAAGGAGGAUGCCCCUCUCACUGCAGAGGAAAUAGAUGCCCCUUUGAUGUACGUGAUGCCAGAAUGUCCUCCAGACAUGGUGGCUUCUAUAAUGCGUUUUGGCACUUUUCUAGUGCUAUGGGACGAUGAAACGGAUGCUCUUGAUGGCGAGAAACACAAAGUAAUUACAGAUGAUUAUUGCCUUGGUCUUAUCUCAGAGUGCAAACUAGGAAAGCUUUCACCUUGCGACUUUGGAAUCAACAGCCUAUACCUUGAUUCAGUUUUUCAAUUACUGAAACAGACUACUGGCGAUGAUCAUGCUUACAAGCGUGCGUUGCAAGUAUUUGAACAUAUCAUGAGAUCACAGCCUGUUCCUCCUCUUCAUUCCGUGACCUUUGAAGAGUAUAAAAAGGUUCGAACCGUGACUAUUGCAGGAAAGCUGAUCGAGGUUCUGCUACCUUCUAUACAUGGCUUAAGAAUAAGCCAGGAAGAACAAGAUUCCGUUUCAUCAAUAAUUGAACAGGGCUGUCUGGCCGUGGGCUUAGCAAAUGACCUUUAUAGUUUCCCAAAAGAAUUUGAAGAGCAUACCAAGAGCGGGAAUAUUGAUGUAAUACACAACGCAAUGGCGGUUCUGAUGUCGAAUUACGGUUAUACGGAAGAAGAAUCCAAAGAGAUCCUGAGACAGGAGAUUUUGUCUGUCGAGCGAGAUGUUCUGGACGCAUAUGAGUCUUGGAAAAAUUCUCCUGUAUACAAGCCAUCUGAUUUGCGCCGCUAUAUGGUUCUUGCAAUGUUGGCCCUUGGAGGCGGAUGUUAUUACCAGGCCCGCUCACCCCGAUACCACGGAAGAAAGCUCACUACGUCUGCGACAGAUCGUGCUCAGCUAGUCGGGCGCAGCCAUACAGCUUGGAAACUCCGAGGCUACUCUCCCCCGGAAUCAUUUAAGAAAGACGGAGCACUCUUAAAUUCAGAAACAGAGUCUACAAGACCGGAAAAAGAAAAAGGUGAAGGCACUACUGCGUCAGAAACACCAGAUAUUCUAGCACCCUUUGAAAAGGCAAUGGCAGAGCAUCUAUGCAUGGCACCUUACAAUUAUACGAAAUCCCUCCCUGGGAAGAAAACUGUCGGCAGAUUAGUUGAAUGCUUGCGGGUAUGGUUUCAAUUGCCUGAUGAUUCCGGUGACGUCAUAGAGAAUGUGAUCAGUACGCUGUUUCACUCAACGCUUAUGAUUGAUGACAUUGAAGAUGGGUCAAUUCUUCGGCGUGGGAAGCCAGCUGCACAUACUGUAUUUGGCAUGAGCCAGACUGUUAAUAGCGCAACGUAUCUGUAUUCUAGAGCAACCACUCAGCUGGAAUUACUGAAAAGCCCUGAGUGCAGAAAAGUCUUCCUCGAUGAACUAGAAACGCUUGCCUUCGGGCAAACUCUUGACCUCUACUGGAAAUUCCACAAGACUUGCCCAAAAAUCCAGGAAUAUCUCACAAUGGUUGAUAACAAGACCGGAGGAUUCUUUCGAAUGGCACUGCGGCUUACACAAGUCGAAGCGAAAUCUGAGCCAUGUCAGGAUCUUUCUCAUUUAAUAACAUUGAUGGGAAGAUACUAUCAAAUUCGGGAUGAUUACCUGAAUUUGACGUCUCAAGAGUACACUGCCAAGAAAGGAUUCUGCGAUGAUCUCUCGGAAGGCAAAUUUUCUUUCCCUCUUAUUCAUACCCUGCAGAAUAGCCCGACAGCAGACGUUGUACGUGGCCUACUAUUCCGUCGGGAAAAUGGCACUGGAGAUCUUACACCGGAGGUCAAGGCUUAUAUUGUCUCUGAAAUGAGAUAUGCAGGUAGCCUGACCUACACACGAGAUACACUGACAGGCCUCUUUGACGCUAUGAUGGAAGGCUUGGAAAGAGCAGAGGCUAGUCUUGGUAUUAAUAAAAGGUUGAGAGCUUUCUUAAUUUGGUUGAAAGUAGAAUAG
Messenger RNA from Talaromyces rugulosus, 2100 nucleotides. RefSeq lists its product as uncharacterized. Bases 1 to 2100 code for a protein of 699 amino acids. Gene Ontology annotation, molecular function: prenyltransferase activity. The record is from RefSeq and is a predicted model, not a curated record. The transcript has 8 exons. Lineage: Eukaryota; Fungi; Ascomycota; Eurotiomycetes; Eurotiales; Trichocomaceae. Gene Ontology annotation, biological process: isoprenoid biosynthetic process.